Molecule: messenger RNA, 2306 nt
Organism: Oncorhynchus nerka (sockeye salmon)
Lineage: Eukaryota; Metazoa; Chordata; Actinopteri; Salmoniformes; Salmonidae
Product: C-type lectin domain family 10 member A-like
Exons: 6
Coding region: 685-2097 (470 amino acids)
Source: RefSeq, a predicted model, not a curated record
AUGAACUUCUUGUCAUAAAACAUGUGAAGUGUUUUCAUUCUUCUUUCUAUUCUAUUAAAUCUGUCAAACUGAAUCUAUGGAGAUAUUGUCAGAACUUCUAUUUUUCAUUCUGAUGAAAUGUUCACAGUCAGCAUAGAUAGGACAAAGACCCUGAUAUGAUCAUUGUUGCUAUUCACACUCCUUGGCAGAUCUAGGAUCAGGAUCACACAGAUCUAGGCUCAGCUUUCCUUCCUCCAAACCUAACCUUAACCAUUUGUUGUGGAAAUGCAAAACGGACCUAAGAUCAGUGUCUAGGGACAACUUCCCCCCACACCACCAGUCACAGAGUGAGAUCCAUAAUGUGCUCUCCAUUUGAAGGCUGGGGGUGCUGUAAACUCAGUCAGGAUAUAUGUAGUUUAUAUGUCAAUUAACAGGAUCCCAAUUUAUUUUAGCAGAUCCAAUAUUGGGUCCCUGUCAAUUCACACAUACAUAAUGUUUGUUUUUCACUGAUUAGAAACUAAAGCUGGAACAAGUCACAUGGUGGCCAAUGUUGUGUGGAUUUGACAGUUUCCCCUUCACUGUGGUUGACAGUUUAAAAAAUAGUGACACUACCAUUAGUUACACAGACGUAGGACAGUGCAGGGACAAGACACAGAGUUGAGGUUAGAAGUAUAAGUUACUGUAUUUCACCACAAGUGUUUAAUUAUGUCAGAGGGAGUCUAUGAAAUCCCAGAUGGAUUUGAAGAAGACGAGCCUGAUGCAAUGAAGAACACAGACAUUGAUGGAAAAUUAUAUGCCAACGUAAGAGCCUUCAAGCCCAGUCCAAGACAUGGAGUUGUUGCUUCAGCACAUGUUCAGUGGUGGAAGAGACCCUCUGGAGUUGCUGCAGUGUGUCUGGGGCUGCUGUGUGUUCUCCUACUGGCUGGGAUCAUAGUCCUGUCUGUCUACUAUAGAGUCAUUGAUAAUCACAACUCAACACAGAUAUACCAGCUACAGACCAGUUACAACAACCUGACUAAAGAGAGAGGCCAGCUACAGACCAGUUACAACACCCUGACUAAAGAGAGAGACCAGCUACAGACCAGUUACAACACCCUGACUAAAGAGAGAGAACAGCUACAGACCAGUUACAACACCCUGACUAAAGAGAGAGACCAGCUUCAGACCAGUUACAACACCCUGAGUAAAGAGAGAGACCAGCUUCAGACCAGUUACAACACCCUGACUAAAGAGAGAGACCAGCUUCAGACUAGUUACAAUACCCUGACUAAAGAGAGAGACCAGCUUCAGACCAGUUACAACACUCUGAUUAAAGAGAGAGACCAGCUUCAGACCAGUUACAACACCCUGACUAAAGAGAGAGACCAGCUUCAGACCAGUUACAACACCCUGAGUAAAGAGAGAGACCAGCUUCAGACCAGUUACAACACCCUGACUAAAGAGAGAGACCAGCUUCAGACUAGUUACAACACCCUGACUAAAGACCAGAGACCAGACCAGCUUCAGACCAGUUACAACACCCUGACUAAAGAGAGAGACCAGCUUCAGACCAGUUACAACACCCUGACUAAAGAGAGAGACCAGCUUCAGACCAGUUACAACACCCUGACUAAAGAGAGAGACCAGCUACAGACCAGUUACAACACCCUGACUAAAGAGAGGGACCAGCUACAUUCUGACAGAGUUUUUCUUAGCGGGAGGCUUUCCAAUCUCAAACAAACCUGUCCUGAACGCUGGCAGAAGGUUGAAUCCAGUUGGUACUUCCUGUCUACUGAGACUAAAACCUGGAAGGAGAGCAGAGAGGACUGUCUGGAGAGAGGAGCAGACCUGGUGAUCAUAAACAGUGAUAAGGAACAGGAGUUUCUCUUCAACAUCAACAAGGGAGUCUGGAUUGGUCUGACUGACUCUGUUACUGAGGGGACCUGGAGAUGGGUGGACAGAACCCCACUGACCACCCGAAGGUACUGGUCUCCAAAUCAGCCUGAUAAUGGUGGUGGCAAACCAGAAUAUGGUGAGGAGGACUGUGUUCAGAUACAUGAAGAACAGAGUCCUCGAACAUCAUGGAAUGACUUGUCAUGUGACAGCAAACUCAACUGGGUUUGUGAGAAAGUGCUUUAACAUCACCAUGACAACAUUCUGUAACACAUACAGUAGCCUACAGCGCACACAACUUCCUCCUUCAUUCUCUCGCUCUCUCUCUCACGCACACACCCUCCUUCACACACACGCACAAACACUUGCAUGCAUGUACACAAACACACACACCUAUUGUUGUAUUUGUUUGAAAUAUCAUAUUAAUAAAAGUCCUACUUAUUUCCUGUUUGUAA